Molecule: messenger RNA, 594 nt
Organism: Sporothrix schenckii 1099-18
Lineage: Eukaryota; Fungi; Ascomycota; Sordariomycetes; Ophiostomatales; Ophiostomataceae
Exons: 3
Coding region: 1-594 (197 amino acids)
Source: RefSeq, a predicted model, not a curated record
AUGCGCCAUAUUAGUGGGCAUCGAGGACGAGGCAAGGAGGUCAAGGCUACGCAACUGUACACAGUGCACGCAAUCUUGACCAAAUCCAUCGGGCAAGAACGAACGGCUUCUCUUCGCGGGCAGGAGCGCGAGGCAGCAAGAUUCCAAAGCCCAAACACAUUUGCUCGUCAGCUGAACCCUGUAGCACGAGGCACUGCCCUUCUCUCGUCAUCGCAAAUGGAGCUGCCAAGGCACUUGCGAGGCAAGAGUCCUUCCCUGCUAUUCCUCUUCGUUCGUAAAAAGUCCAUCGCGCCUACCCUGCGAAGCCUGACCCGUUCCCACCCACUUCAGCCCAAGUAUGGAAACUGCGAGGAGUGCUGGGGAGGCUCAAAAUAUCACUCCGUCGCUCCUGCAGCUGCGUUUGGCUUUCCCCACAUCACCCCUCCAUUUUGCUGGGCUUCUUUGGCUUUCUUGGCCAAGCACGUUGUAGACAGUCAGACAGUAAAGGAAGGAACUAUUGGCAUCGAAAGGGGGAAGGACCAAACUGCCUUGGCCAUAUCGAACCUUGUUCUUAUUUUUGCGACUUUCACUCUUCUUAACUUCCACAUCGUUUGA